Messenger RNA from Ostertagia ostertagi, 1311 nucleotides. The record is from the annotation of a GenBank genome assembly. Lineage: Eukaryota; Metazoa; Nematoda; Chromadorea; Rhabditida; Trichostrongylidae.
AUGGGCGAAGUUCGUUUGGAAGGAGAUCCCAUCUCACUAAAGAGCGAGGACGAGCAGUCAGACAUGAUUGGGCGUGGGCCUCAUCCUGUUCGAAUAGUAGAGGUAGUUGAGGAUGUUGAUCAUUCGUUCGAGCUCAAUGUUGCGGCACUUGAAAGUAUUUUACUCGAUCCUAAGGUGGCUGACAAAAAGGUUGCCGUCAUUGGAGUUGCUGGUGCUUACAGAAUGGGAAAAUCAUUUCUGCUUAAUUUCUUUCUGCGGUAUCUACAGUGGCGUGCGGAUGGAUCUGAUGAUGACGGCUUUAGUGGUAUGGAUUGGCUUGGAACUCAUCCAGAGUCGCUUAAAGGUUUCUCUUGGCGUGGUGGUAGCAAGCGAGACACAAAUGGAAUCCUCAUUUGGAGUCAGCCUUUCAUAAUGAAAGACAAAAACGGAGAAGAGAUUGCUGUCAUUCUCAUGGAUACACAGGGUACAUUUGAUUCGCAGAGUACCGUCAAAGAUUGUGCUACCAUAUUUGCGCUUUCUACAAUGGUUUCUUCAAUGCAGAUAUACAAUCUGCUACAUAACAUUCAAGAAGAUCACUUGCAACACUUACAAAUGUUCACUGAAUAUGGACGAUUAGCGAUGGAAGAUAAUGAUAACAAACCGUUCCAGUCGCUACAAUUCCUUGUUCGUGACUGGUCAUUCCCAUAUGAAGCGGAGUUCGGUUAUCAAGGAGGACAGCGCGUCCUCGAUGAUCGGUUGCAGGUAUCGGCGAAACAGCAUCCUGAGCUGCAACAACUGCGACAGCACAUUCGCAGUUGCUUUGAAAACAUUUCGUGUUUCCUUAUGCCAUAUCCUGGUAUCAAAGUGGCCACGAAUCCAGAUUUCAAUGGUUCUCUAUCUGACAUCGAACCCGAGUUCCAACAGCAGUUGCGUGUGAUGGUUCCACGCAUACUUGACUCCUGUAAUUUGGCAAUGAAGGAAAUUAAUGGACACAAAGUCACGUGUAGGGAGCUUGUUGAAUAUUUUAAGGCAUACAUGAAAAUUUUCCAAGGUCAAGAUCUACCGGAGCCGAAAUCCAUGCUGAUGGCAACUGCUGAGGCCAACAACCUAGCUGCUGUGGCUAGUGCCCGAGCUCUCUACCAAAGAGAAAUGGAGGAGAUUUGCGGUGGUGACACUCCAUAUAUGAGCACAAAUGAACUUCUUGAGCAGCACCAGCUUUGCAAAAAUGAUGCUAUUCGUGAAUUUCGCAAUACCCGAAAGAUGGGUGGGGUGGAAUACAGCGUACAGUUCUUAGCGAAGCUUGAAGACGAAAUUGAGGUGAGUUGGACUUCU